UGGUAAUGCGCACUUCAAACAGUAGGUGGUGGUGUAGCAAUCUGUCGUGUCGUGAGCGAAGAAGACCACAAACAAACAUGGCGACCCCCGGGGACAACUCGGUAGGCAUGAAGAUGCUUCAAUUUCUCAAACUAAUCGGGCAGCUUAAAAGGGUUCCCCGGACAGGCUGGGUGUACAGGGAGGUGAAGGAGCCAGAGAGUGUGUCAGACCACAUGUACCGCAUGGCCCUCAUGUCUCUCACCAUCACUGACCCCACGGUGGACAAGGACAGGUGCAUGAAGCUGUCUCUAGUCCAUGACAUGGCCGAGUGCAUCGUGGGAGACAUCGCCCCGCCGGACAACGUCAGUAAAGCUGAGAAACACAGGCGAGAGGAGGCAGCCAUGAAGCAGCUGAUAAGUUUCACUCCAGGCAGCGUUGGACAGGAGUUGUAUGGCCUGUGGGAGGAGUACGAAAACCAGAGCAGCCCCGAGGCCAGGCUGGUGAAAGAGUUUGACCGCCUGGAGAUGAUCCUGCAGGCUCACGAGUAUGAGGAGCUGGAGGGAACACCGGGAAGGUUGCAGGAGUUUUUCGACUCCACUGAAGGUCAUUUUCAGCACCCGGAUGUGCUCCAGCUCGUCAGCUCUUUGAACGACGAAAGGAGAAGUCAUAUGACACGUUCAGCAAAGAACUCUGGGAAGUCGCAGCCGCAAGCUUCUUUGCAUGCUUCGUGACCUAAAACUAAAAGGUGGGGGCACAUAAUGCACACAUACAAUUCCAUUAAAAAAAAAGUUAAAAUGAUACAAA
Messenger RNA from Nerophis lumbriciformis (worm pipefish), 783 nucleotides. It is a transcript of the gene hddc2, whose product is annotated as HD domain containing 2. Gene Ontology annotation, cellular component: cytoplasm. Gene Ontology annotation, molecular function: 5'-deoxynucleotidase activity. The record is from RefSeq and is a predicted model, not a curated record. Lineage: Eukaryota; Metazoa; Chordata; Actinopteri; Syngnathiformes; Syngnathidae.